Molecule: messenger RNA, 189 nt
Organism: Emiliania huxleyi CCMP1516
Lineage: Eukaryota; Haptophyta; Isochrysidales; Noelaerhabdaceae
Exons: 1
Biological process (GO): vesicle-mediated transport
Cellular component (GO): membrane
Source: RefSeq, a predicted model, not a curated record
CUCAACUGGUGUUGCUUGACGCCAGGCAACCCCGUCCCGUUUGCACUCAAGUACACCCUCGGCAACAUCCUCUCGCUCGGCGCCUCCUCCUUCCUGGUCGGCCCGGCACGCCAGUGCCGCACCAUGUUCGCAAAGGAGCGGCGUGCUGCCUCGCUCGCCUACCUGCUCACGCUCGCAGGCUCGCUGCUC